AUGCUGAACUCAAAUCUGGUUGGCAAGUGCAAUGUCGAAGAUAAGAAGACUGGCAACACGGAGUUGAAGGACCCGGUGUGGGCCAACGCGGCCCCAUUGGAGCGCGAGAGCUACGAAGAUUCUCUGACUGCCAAGACCGCGUCCAAGCAAUUUGUGAGGGACAAGCCCACAACAGUGACCAUGUCUACGGACAGCGAGUUCUACAGCUCCCCGGCGCUGUUUCAGGCACACCUUUUGGAAGACGACUUUGUCUCCGUUGGUCUUUGCUUCAGAUUGCAAUUUGCAAUUCAGCGUGCCGUGACAAAGCGUGGACUGAUGGCGGAAUACGAGUCCACCACGCAGAAGUACAAUUUGGGUGCAGGGGCUGCGAGCUCCCCAGCACAGAAGGCGGCCCUGAAUCGGUUAAAGGAUUUGAGGGAGUUGAAAGUCACCAGCAGGCUGGGAGUGGAGGUGGGCAAUCUCUACCAGCAGAAGCCGCAACAGGAUAUUCAGCUCUUCCUGGCCGGCAAGUCGUUGAAGUAUUGCAAAUUGAAAACAACGAGUUGCCAGACAGGAGACGAUGAUGUGGAGAUUGGCAUCAACACAGAAGAAAUUUGGACGGAAGAGAAGGAGAUGCAGUUCCCCACUUUGACGGGGCAAGCGAGCAA
Messenger RNA from Cladocopium goreaui, 647 nucleotides. NCBI's taxonomy places the organism in Eukaryota, Dinophyceae, Suessiales, Symbiodiniaceae. The record is from the annotation of a GenBank genome assembly.